Molecule: messenger RNA, 1587 nt
Organism: Tilletiopsis washingtonensis
Lineage: Eukaryota; Fungi; Basidiomycota; Exobasidiomycetes; Entylomatales
Product: glycoside hydrolase/deacetylase
Exons: 5
Coding region: 444-1400 (318 amino acids)
Biological process (GO): carbohydrate metabolic process
Molecular function (GO): hydrolase activity, acting on carbon-nitrogen (but not peptide) bonds
Source: RefSeq, a predicted model, not a curated record
CGUGUCUCAAAAUCUCGCUGCCGCUGCGGCGGGCGCCUCUCCUGACGCCUGGCUGCCGCAGCGGCCCUGGAGGAUUGGGCCUGGCACGCACGCCCAGCGGUCUCGCCGAUCUCCCAGGCCCCACGUCGCGCUCGCAGCGGUGCGUGUCUGGCGGUGUGGCGCACGGAGGCCUGCCGUGCCGAGCUGCCGGGAGCGCGCGGCGUGCUCGCUGCGCCUCUGCCGUGUUGCCGUCGCCGUGGGCUCUCCCCGCCCUCGUCGCUGCCUUCGCCGCUCCCGCACUCCACAUCCAACGGGCGUCGAAGCUGCACUCGGCGCCGCGCUCGAGCAGCAUGCUCGCGGCUGCGGCACGCCGUCCGCCGUGGCCGAGUUGCCCCCUUGCGUGCUGGGUGCGUCCUUGACGCUCGCAACCGCCCGCUCCGGCACUGGUGUGUGGUGCGUCAGGCAUGGCCGCGGAUGGACAAAGAUCUCUACAAAAGGCAGGUCCUCGUCGCUCCCAGAGUCUGCCCUCCAUCAGCUCUCUCUCCGUCGCCUGCCUCUCCCGCCUCCUGCUCCGGCUCUCCUCUCCUACGCCCGUCGGCACCCACACGCUCUUCAGCAACUCCCUUACCAUGCACGCCUCGCCUCUUCUUCUCGCCCUCGCGGCGCUCAGCUCGCUCUCCGCCGUGCUCGCCACGCCGACGUCCUUCGAGGGUGUCGCCCACAUCCCGCGCCGCAACGAGGCACCGGUCUACAAGACCUGCCAGAAGCGCAACACCGUCGCGCUGACGUUUGACGACGGCCCGUGGAAGUACGAGAAUGCGCUGCUCAACGAGCUCGACCAGGCCGGCGCCAAGGCAUCGUUCUUUGUCAACGGCAACAACUACGGCUGCAUCUACGACCACGCCAAGUCGCUGCGCCGCGCCUUCAACGACGGCCACCUCGUCGGCUCGCACGGCUGGGAGCACCAGGACUUUACGCAGCUCAGCCGCAAGCAGAUGCACUCGGAGCUCGCGCGCAACGAGCGUGCCUUCCAGAAGAUCCUCGGCGUCAAGCCGCGCUACUUCCGCCCGCCGUACGGCAACCUGAACAACGACGUGCUCGAGGUGCUCAACGAGCGCGGCUACCGCGGCGUGUUCCUGUGGAACAAGGACACAAAGGACGCCGACGGCGCGGGUGCCGACGAGGGCAAGCGGGUGUACGACAACAUCAUGAACGCGGCGCCGCGCUCCGCCAUGGUGCUCAACCACGAGACGAUCCCGGGCACGGUGCACCGUGUCAUGCCGUACGCGCUGCCUGGCCUCAACCACGCCGGCCUGCGCCUCGUCACCGCCGCCGAGUGCUCUGGGCACGGCUCGGACCCGAGCAACUGGUACGAGCGCGUUGGCGGCCGCGAGGAGCGCAACGACUCGUGGAACUGCUGAGCCCACUCGCACCCACUCACCUCGAUCGCGCCGCGGCACCUGCUGUUGCGUGCGCAUCGCAGAGACCUCUCUCGACCUCCUCCUCCUCCGGCCUUUCUGCAUUCACACGCCUCAUCUUCGCAUCGUCUCCUACCCGCUGUAUCCCUAUCGCAUCGUCGCUCCGUCCCGACCUAAUGUCAUCUGCUCG